GAAACACACAGAAAAAGAAAAAGAAAAAACCUUAAAAAACCUGUUUCUGUGUAAUAAUGUUGAAAGAUGUUGUUGUUGGGUAUAGAUUUUCUCCGACGGGAGAAGAAUUGAUAAACCAUUACCUGAAGAACAAGAUUCUUGGUAAGACUUGGCUUGUUGAUGAAGCUAUUAGCGAGAUCAACUUCUUGAGCUACAUACCCGAGCUCUUGCCUAGGUUAGCGAAGAUCCAGUCGGACAAUCUUGAAUGGUACUUCUUCUCUCGGAUUGAGUACACGAACCCUAAGAAGAAGAAUGCGAUGAAGAGGAGUACAGGUUGUGGGUAUUGGAAACCUACUGGUAAGGAUCGAAAAAUCAAAGAUAAGAGAGGAAAUGGUGUUGAGAUUGGUCUUAAGAAGACGCUUGUGUACCAUAAAGGUAAAGUUCCUAAUGGUGAUCGUACUCCUUGGGUUAUACACGAGUAUCACAUCACUUGUUUGCCUCAAGAUCAGAGGAACUAUGUUAUUUGCCAAGUGAAGUAUAAGGGUGAAGACAUCCCAUUUGGUGGUACCUAUUCCAGUGAGCCAAGUCAAUCUAUGGUCUCUGAUUCGAAUUCUAUCAGAGAGGCAAUUAACUCAGCGCCCAAGUUUGAGCAGCCAGGUCAAGAAAAUAUCUUUGGUAUGUCUAUGGAUGAUUUGAAAAGCCCAACGAAUGAACAAGAAGAUCUCUCUUUGUGGGAUGUAUUGCAUCCAGACAUGUUAUUCAGUGACAACAACAAUCCUACUUUGCUGCCACAUUUAGCACCAAAUGAUGAUGAGUUUCUCGGUGGAUUGAGACAUAUUGACCGAGAUCAGGUUGAGUAUUUGUUUGCCAAUGAAGAAUUCAUAUCCACACCAACUUCAUAUAUGCAAGAGAACCGCAGUGAUCACAGGCCAAAGAAACCUUUAUCAGGGAUCAUUCUUGACUAUAGCUGUGACACUGACAGUGAUGCUGAAUCGAUAUCUGCAACGAGUUACCAAGGAACAUCAAGUCCAGGUGGUGAUAGAGUUGGUAGCUCCAAUAGUCACUCUCAAACAGGCUUCGAUGACAUGAUAUCGUUGAGCAAAGCUCUGCAAACUUCUCAUGAACCUUCCAUCAGUAGAAAGACCCGAGAAUCUCAACUAAAACAAGAGAUAAAACAAGAUACGUCAAGAGCCUCUGGUGCGUUCAUAGACAAGAAGUCGUAUAUGGUAAAGACAGAGAAGAAGGGCUGGUUUAUUACAGAGGAAGCAAUGGAGAGAAACCGGAAUAUUCCACGGUAUGUCUAUCUCGUGAGGAUGAUCAUAGGUUUCAUUAUCUUGCUGGCUCUCAUUGGCAACAUCAUAUCGGUACUAACACUCAAAUCAGAUUGAUGGAAAGAACUCGUUUGAAUAUUUAAUUAUGUUUUCUUCUGAAAAUUUGAUAUAUAAAUGUGUGUGUGUAUAUAUGAACAAGAGGUAUGUCUUGUGCCUAUAGUUUGAUGAAAUUUAGCGUAUGAAAGUUAUAACAUUCACUGAUUGACAGAGACCAGUAGAUUGAGAUUGGGUUUGAAAAGGUUUCUGAGAAAUAAGAGAAAGACCAUCACAUGCUA
Molecule: messenger RNA, 1585 nt
Organism: Camelina sativa (false flax)
Lineage: Eukaryota; Viridiplantae; Streptophyta; Magnoliopsida; Brassicales; Brassicaceae
Product: NAC domain-containing protein 69-like
Biological process (GO): regulation of DNA-templated transcription
Molecular function (GO): DNA binding
Source: RefSeq, a predicted model, not a curated record